Messenger RNA from Penicillium angulare, 939 nucleotides. RefSeq names its product SDR family oxidoreductase. The record is from RefSeq and is a predicted model, not a curated record. Bases 1 to 939 code for a protein of 312 amino acids. NCBI's taxonomy places the organism in Eukaryota, Fungi, Ascomycota, Eurotiomycetes, Eurotiales, Aspergillaceae. The transcript has a single exon.
AUGCGUGUCUUUGUCACCGGAUCCACUGGAUUUGUCGGCACUGCCGUGGUGAAGGAACUUCUCUCUGCAGGACAUCAAGUCCUAGGUCUCACUCGAAGCGACAAAGGGGCUGAACAACUAAAUGCCCAGGGUGCAGAGGCUUUCCAUGGUGAUAUUAAAGAUUUAGAAGUUCUGAAGCAAGGUGCAUCUCAAUGCGACGCCGUCAUUCAUCUUGCUUUCGUGCAUAACUUUGCCGACAUGACGGGCUCUUGCGCCAUUGACCGGGCUGCAAUCACUGCCCUAGGAUCGGCCCUUGUUGAGGCUGGUGGUGAUCGCGCUCUUGUCAUUACAUCUGGUACAAUGAUGCUUUAUCGAAGCAAAUUGUGCGACGAAGACACAAGCCCUGACAUGACCAACCCGCUAGCUGCGAUGCGCGGUGCUUCAGAGGCCGUCUGUCUAGAUUUUGCCAGAAAGGGCAUCCGCGCAAGUGUUGUACGCCUUCCUCCUACAACACAUGGUCCUGGAAGCUCGGGAUUUACAGGCAUGCUUGUGAUGGCUGCAAUAGAAAAGGGUGUCUCGGCAUAUAUUGAAGGCCAGAAUCGCUGGUGUGCUGGUCAUCGGGACGACGCGGCUAGAAUCUAUCGACUUGCGAUCGAAAAGGCGGACCCUGGGUCUGUUUUUCAUGCAGUUGGGGAAGAGGGUGUUUUGCUGAAGGAUAUUGCAACUGCGAUUGGUGACCAACUUGAGAUUCCCGUUGUUGGUCUCGCUCCGGAGAAGGCAGAGGAGCAUUUCGGAUGGUUUGCAUUCGGCCCCACGGCUGAUAACAUUGCAUCGAGCAAGAAGACACAGGAGAGGCUGGGUUGGAAUCCUACAAGCCCGACAGUUGUUGAGGAUGUGCCUGAGAUUAUCGGAUUUUUCAAGAGCAGCAACGCUCAUAGGUCACUUGAACCUAUAAGUUGA